AUGGUCACAAAGAGUUUAUUGAUCGGAUUGGGUGCCGCCGUUGCUGUGAAUGGCGAGGUGACUGAGAGAGCCGCAGAUCCUUGCGCAGCUAUUGCUGGACAGCAGUAUGUAGCUCCUUCGGCAGCCAUGGCCUGUUUGAAAUCCUUCCCGUACAAUGCUACCUUGGCAAAAAACGUAUUGGAUGUAGUAACUAAAGUUACACCAUUCUUUACGUUUGAGGACUGGCAGAAGGACACUCCAUCCCCAUUCACCGAGGCGACUUCGAAUCUUGAUGUUGAGUUUGCUCGCAUCAAGGCGACAAAAUAUACUACCGAUUACGACUUUAAUCGAGAUAUAUAUAACGUCAUCAACCACCUCGACGAUGGUCAUACCCGUAAGUCCCUCCCACAAAAGCAGAUAGAAAACUGCUUACUGUUGGUCCUUACCAUCGAAGGUGUCUCGGCAUGGCUCUACGUGAAUGGAAUCGCCACCACCUACUCCGGCGAUUAUAUUGACCAUAACAUCCGAGUUAACUCGGUGUUUACCAAUUAUCGCAUCUCUAAUGGCACCUGGUCUCAAAGACUGGGAGAUUUUGGUGGACCUGUCUUCCCAGACAAGGACAGCUUAACUUUGUGUCUCAUCCCUGCCAACUCGACUAAAACAGAAACUGUCAAGUUUGAAUAUCGUGCUACUUACCUUGGCGCUCCCUUCACCGAUGGUCCCUCGUACUGGCAAACUAACUGUGCUGCCAACAACAAGACAAAUGGUGUUGACAAUAGAACAUCCGCGAGCUCUUUUGCACGCCGUGAAUUGAUGCGGAAGAAGAGGAGGCCUGUGGCAGAGAUUAGUGUCGCGCCGGCCAAGAGCGUUGGCUUGCCUCAGCCCAAUCUUCCCACCCAGCCGGACGUAAUUAAUGGAACCGGAGUGAUUAAGGCCUAUGUUCUUCCCGAUGAUAAAACCGGCGUGCUUAUGGUCGGGUCAUUUGGUGGCGAUUACGUCGGUUUCCAAAACGAUACACUAAGAGCACUCUCCAAGCUUAAAGCCGCUAAGGUUCAGCAACUGAUCGUCGAUACUACUGGAAACGGGGGAGGAUAUGUCUGCCUUGGCGAAUUCUUGAUCAAUGCACUGGCCGGAACCAAUUUCGGUUACGCUGGGUUUGAAUCGACUGUGCGCGCCCAGCCCCUUGCCAGGAAGAUUGUAGAAUCGUAUAUUGAACAGGGGAUCGACUAUAUGUCCUACAGCCCCAAUCAAUGGGCAUUCCUAAACAAUACCCCUCAGCCAGCCAACUAUAACUACAUAGAACCACCCACAAACUUCACGAUCAAUCUUACGAAGGAUGCAGUGUCUAAACGUUUCUACGAUAUUUGCACCCCGUAUGACGUUGACCUUCCGGCCGAACCAUUCCUCCCGGCAUCCAAGAUAAUCAUUGUAGGAAACGGAGAGUGUGCGUCGACCUGUGCAUUAUUUACUGGUGUCGCGUACGAAAGGCUUGGAAUUAAGGUUGCUACGUUUGGCGGCAACCCUGGCGCUGCCAUGAACUUCAAUGGCAUGGCUGGAAAUCAAGUUCUUGAAUGGGCCGAUUUAGAUUCUGAAAUCAAGACUGCUGGACUGAAGAACGAUUCCUUGGCCCCACCUGACCUUUUGAUCAAUUCGAAUUACCGCGUGAAUUGGCGUUACGCGUAUUCGUGGCAAAAUAAGUCUCAACCACUGGCGUUCCACGUUGAGCGUGCCCAAUACCGCGUUCCUUAUACCGCAGACACCUACAUGAGUCCACAAAACCUCUGGGCUUACGUCGCGAAGACAUAUUUGAAAUAA
Rhizoctonia solani is the source of this 1794-nucleotide messenger RNA. RefSeq names its product peptidase family S41 protein. The record is from RefSeq and is a predicted model, not a curated record. Lineage: Eukaryota; Fungi; Basidiomycota; Agaricomycetes; Cantharellales; Ceratobasidiaceae. The transcript is spliced from 20 exons. Bases 1 to 1794 code for a protein of 597 amino acids.